This is a messenger RNA of Monosiga brevicollis MX1, 2859 nucleotides long. RefSeq lists its product as uncharacterized. The record is from RefSeq and is a predicted model, not a curated record. Gene Ontology annotation, cellular component: cilium. The transcript has 18 exons. Gene Ontology annotation, biological process: microtubule cytoskeleton organization; protein polyglutamylation. Lineage: Eukaryota; Choanoflagellata; Craspedida; Salpingoecidae. Gene Ontology annotation, molecular function: tubulin binding; tubulin-glutamic acid ligase activity. Bases 1 to 2859 code for a protein of 952 amino acids.
AUGGCUGCGCCCGCAUCGCUGGCUGUCGAGGCCGGCACACCGUCAGCACCCAAGGCAAUGGGCGCUGAAAAACACUUGCACACGCGCCAGCUUUCGGCUACCUCGGCUGCAACCGACCCAACAAGCAACGAACACCUCUCCGAGGCUGGCACCCUCGACCCUGACUUUGAUGAUGAUCUGCCGGAUGACAACGACGACGAUGACGAUGUACUCUCUACCCUCUCGGCUGAUGUCGAGUCGGACGGUGGGAUCACAGAACCACCCAGUGUAGCGCUCGAUAAUCUCACCAUGCUCGACCCCCUCUGGGACAGCCCCUUUGUCACACGCCCUCCGGUUCUGCGCUUUGUGUAUGCCGGUGAUCAAACGGCUUGUCACCCUUUGCCCGCUGGCCUUGACGAGGUUUGUGAUUUCUCUCUCUCUCUCUCUCUCUCUCUCUCUCUCUCUCUCUCUCUCUCUCUCUCUCUCUCUCUCUCUCUCUCUCUCUCUCUCUCUCUCUCUCUCUCUCUCUCUCUCUCUCUCUGCCAACGCCCGCCGCACCUGCAAGCCCUUUUGUGCUUUCUCCUGCUGCUGACUAAACUCUUUGCCGGGCAUGAAGUGGAAAAUACAGGCAACCACUCCAAAUCUGGUGAAAAAAAUGGUGGCCCGCGCCGGAUUUCAAAUCACCACCAAGGUCCGUUGUCCAAUUGGGUGGGAACCUGGGGCAAGCACAUGAAGCCUGAGGCGUUCCGUCUUUUGCGUGCUGACCAAAAAGUCAAUCAUUUUCCUGGCUCCUUCCAGCUUGGCCGCAAGGAUCGGCUCUGGAAGAACUUGGCCAAGAUGCAGGCUCGCUUUGGUCGCGAGCAUUUUGACUUUAUUCCCGAGACGUUUUGCCUUCCCAGCGACCUGCACCUGCUCAAGCGAGCUUGGGAUGCAGCUGGCAGCAAGGGCAAAUGGAUUCUCAAACCGAAUGCUUCUGCCCGCGGUAUUGGCAUCAAAGUUGUGUUCGAAUGGUCCAAAAUUCCAAAAAACAAGAGCGUGAUUGUCCAACGUUACCUUGCCAACCCUCUCCUCGUCAACGAAACCAAGUCAGACCUGCGCAUCUACGCCUAUGUGACCAGCUUUGACCCCCUUCGAGUCUACAUUUGCCGGGAAGGGUUGGCUCGGUUUGCCACGCAAAAGUAUACGACCAAAAAGUCUAGCCUGAAGAACCGCUACAUGCAUUUGACCAACUACAGCGUCAAUAAGAAGAGCAGCGAUUUCAUCUCAAACAGCAAUAAGGAUGAGUGCGUGGGUCACAAGUGGGGUCUGCAAGCCUUCUUCAAGCGAUUGCGUGCAGACGGCUAUGACACGGAUCGCAUCUGGAAAUCCAUCGAGGAAAUUGUGCUCAAGACUCUGAUUGCCGUGGAAGGCUCCAUCAAUUCUGGCGUCAAAUCCAACUGCAAGCACCGCUCCCUGUGCCACGAAUUGUUUGGCUUUGAUAUUAUGCUCGAAAGCAACCUCAAGCCAUAUCUGAUUGAGGUCAACAUAUCUCCCAGCAUGAACUCUGGAUCGCAGCUCGACCGAGACAUCAAAGGUCGUCUGCUGCGUGACGUUUUCAAUCUGGCUGGCUUUGUCCCCCCCGUUUGUCGAACGGGACUUCCAGGGCAAAACGACAAAGAGCGCCGAGUCCGGGACCUAGGAAGCCGUGGCUUCUCGCCGUACCUUACCCCGAAGGAAAAGCUGAAGCACGCUUAUUUCGUUCAACACUACGAUGAGCUUCGCGCCAGCAACAAGCUGGGCAGCAUCCUUGAUGAGCUGACUGACGAUGAUAUUAUGAUGCUUAUGGAAUGCGAGGAGGAGGCGCAACGCGCUGGCGACUUGCAUCGUCUUUUGCCCACCCUCGAACACGCAGAGCAGCUGCGCUUCACAGAUUUGCCCCGGUACUACAACACCUUGCUAUGCGAGUGGUUGCGCCGUUUCCAACAUGCGCCGGAACUGGGGCGUCAGCUUCUUGAGCGCGUGGCCUCGGAAGCCCGUCUCCGCACUUUGAAUGGCGAGGCGCUGCCCGUAUCCCUGAGCAAACUCAGCCGCAGCUCUUUCUUGAGCGAUGAUCAGUUUUACUGGGCUCCACGGCGGAAUUCGGCGGGCUCGCGCAAGGGUCUUCCGUCCCUGCCGUCAUCGGUUGCCAGCAGUGCGGCCUCUACUCUACGUCCCGACCGAAGCAAAACCGAUCAACACGACAAGAGUGCUGCAUCAUCGGGCAGGGCGCGGGAUGACUUGACGCCCAGGACUCGCACCGUCUCGGCCAGCAAGGCUGGGAGUGGGUCAGCCGAGCCUGCCGAGCCUGCCAUCAUGCAUGUGACCAUUGUGGGUGCAACAAAACGGUCCAAUCAUAGUGAUUUGGACACGGACGAUGGUCCAGAUGAGGAUGAGGAGGAGGAUGACAACUACAAUGACGAGGACGACGAUGCCACGGCAGAGGCCGAUGUAUCGGCGGCUCUGGGAGGUGGUCUUCGAACCUCGGCUGGUUCUGCUGCCUUGGCCGGCGGCCAGGGGCUGGACUCUCCUCGCGCAGCCACAGCAAACCUCGCACAAUUCGGCGCGCGGCGGUUCUACAGCCGGGGCGCACGGCACACGCAGACAUCACCGCUUAACGGUGGGCGUCAUUCACCGCUACCUGCCGUGCCCACAGCCUCGCGAACGAUGGCAGCCCAUGGAGCUUCGAUGGUUGGCACGCGAUCCAUUAGUGCCAGCCUGCUGCAGGCACAUCCACCACCACAACACCAACAACAGCGACCGGUUCAGCAAGACGUGGGCUUGAUGAUCCAGGGACUGCAACCGCGCAAACAGAAUGCCAAGUCCUAUGAUCACAAGACGGCUACUAAGACCUCGACCCUUUGA